Striga hermonthica is the source of this 1569-nucleotide messenger RNA. The record is from the annotation of a GenBank genome assembly. Lineage: Eukaryota; Viridiplantae; Streptophyta; Magnoliopsida; Lamiales; Orobanchaceae.
AUGCCUCCCACGCGCGGGCCCCACUCGCUUUCAUUGUACUGUACGUUGAAGCCUUCAGGCCCAUUUACAGCUUGCAGAAGCGUUGGAUGGAUGGCGCGUGAGAUGCCGCGCGUGGUAGAAGCGCGAGCUAUUUUUGGCGGGCCGCAUGUUGCGGUUCAGCAUCCGGUUUGUCUAGGAGUUAGCCAAGGCUUUCUCCUCGCCUCCUCGCACUUUAUACAGGAAAAGAUGAGAGAAAUCCUUCACGUUCAGGGAGGACAAUGUGGUAACCAAAUUGGAUCCAAAUUCUGGGAAGUCGUCUGUGAUGAACACGGUAUAGACCCAACGGGACGAUAUGUGGGGACAUCUGAUCUGCAACUGGAGCGUGUUAAUGUCUACUACAAUGAAGCAUCGUGUGGUAGGUUUGUGCCUCGUGCUGUGCUCAUGGACCUUGAGCCUGGGACCAUGGACAGUGUUCGAACUGGCCCAUAUGGGCAGAUUUUCAGGCCCGACAACUUUGUUUUCGGACAGUCCGGUGCUGGGAACAACUGGGCCAAGGGACACUACACCGAGGGUGCCGAGCUGAUCGAUUCUGUUCUUGAUGUCGUCAGGAAGGAAGCGGAGAAUUGUGACUGCCUUCAGGGUUUCCAAGUCUGCCACUCACUUGGUGGGGGUACUGGUUCGGGUAUGGGUACCUUAUUGAUCUCGAAGAUCAGGGAAGAAUACCCUGAUCGGAUGAUGCUGACGUUCUCUGUUUUCCCCUCUCCUAAGGUCUCGGAUACUGUGGUCGAGCCUUACAAUGCUACUCUUUCCGUGCAUCAGCUUGUUGAAAAUGCUGAUGAAUGCAUGGUGCUCGAUAAUGAGGCUCUGUAUGAUAUUUGCUUCAGGACACUCAAGCUUACCACACCUAGCUUCGGCGAUCUCAACCACCUCAUCUCCGCCACCAUGAGCGGCGUCACUUGCUGCCUCCGCUUCCCUGGCCAACUCAACUCUGACCUCCGCAAACUCGCCGUUAACCUCAUCCCCUUUCCUCGACUCCACUUUUUCAUGGUUGGUUUUGCCCCUCUCACCUCUCGCGGGUCCCAGCAGUACCGAGCCCUCACUGUUCCCGAGCUCACCCAACAAAUGUGGGACGCCAAGAACAUGAUGUGUGCGGCCGACCCGCGCCACGGCCGCUACCUUACGGCCUCCGCCAUGUUCCGAGGCAAGAUGAGCACGAAAGAAGUUGACGAGCAGAUGAUCAACGUACAGAACAAGAACUCGUCUUACUUUGUUGAGUGGAUUCCCAACAACGUGAAGUCGAGCGUUUGCGACAUCCCGCCGAGGGGACUCUCCAUGGCCUCGACUUUCAUCGGUAACUCGACUUCCAUCCAAGAGAUGUUCCGCAGAGUAAGCGAACAAUUCACUGCCAUGUUCAGGCGAAAGGCUUUCUUGCACUGGUACACGGGCGAAGGCAUGGACGAGAUGGAGUUCACGGAGGCUGAGAGCAACAUGAAUGAUCUUGUGUCCGAGUAUCAGCAGUACCAGGACGCCACGGCCGAUGAUGAUGUGGAGUACGAGGACGAGGAGGAGGAAGAUGAGGAGCAGAUUUGA